Molecule: messenger RNA, 1264 nt
Organism: Otolemur garnettii (small-eared galago)
Lineage: Eukaryota; Metazoa; Chordata; Mammalia; Primates; Galagidae
Gene: TSSK3
Product: testis specific serine kinase 3
Exons: 2
Coding region: 389-1198 (269 amino acids)
Biological process (GO): microtubule cytoskeleton organization; intracellular signal transduction; protein phosphorylation
Cellular component (GO): cytoplasm
Molecular function (GO): protein serine/threonine kinase activity; tau-protein kinase activity; ATP binding
Source: RefSeq, a predicted model, not a curated record
GCAGGAGGUGAGGACAACGCGCCGAGAGGCAUCUCUGCCCCAUGCAGACACCCCGGAGUGCCCUCCACGCGGGCGCGGAGGCGGUGGUGACUUAACCUGUGUUGGGUUUGGUGGUGGUGGUGAGGGCAGGUAGGGGCACUGCCCAUUUUGGCCAAGGGUCACACAGCAUUUACAUCACAAUUGGACCAGAGUUUUAAAAUGUCUGGUCCUCUCCCUCCCCACCACCCGCGGCUGUGUCCAGACGGAGAAUGUUCUAGCGCUGGGGGCGGCUGCGGAUGAAGUCCUUGGGGGGAAAAGAAGCAGGCCAAGGGCGAUGGUGGAGUAGAGCUGCCUCGCAGAGGCAGCAUGAGCUGAGAGGGUGAUAGGAAGGAAGGAGGCACUAGACAGCAUGGAGGACUUUCUGCUCUCCAAUGGGUACCAGCUGGGCAAGACCAUUGGGGAAGGGACCUACUCAAAAGUCAAAGAAGCAUUUUCCAAAAAACACCAAAGAAAAGUGGCAAUUAAAAUUAUAGACAAGAUGGGAGGGCCAGAAGAGUUUAUCCAGAGAUUCCUGCCUCGGGAGCUCCAGAUCGUCCGCACCCUGGACCACAAGAACAUCAUCCAGGUGUAUGAGAUGCUGGAGUCUGCCGACGGUAAAAUCUACCUGGUGAUGGAGCUGGCUGAAGGAGGGGAUGUCUUUGACUGCGUGCUGAAUGGGGGGCCACUGCCUGAGAGCCGGGCUAAGGCCCUCUUCCGUCAGAUGGUCGAAGCCAUCCGCUACUGCCAUGGCUGUGGUGUGGCCCACCGGGACCUCAAAUGUGAGAAUGCCUUGUUGCAGGGCUUUAACCUGAAGCUGACUGACUUUGGCUUUGCCAAGGUGUUGCCCAAGUUGCGCCGGGAGCUGAGCCAGACCUUUUGCGGCAGCACAGCCUAUGCCGCCCCCGAGGUGCUGCAGGGCAUUCCCCACGAUAGCAAGAAGGGUGACGUCUGGAGCAUGGGCGUGGUCCUCUAUGUCAUGCUCUGUGCCAGCCUACCUUUUGACGACACAGACAUUCCCAAGAUGCUGUGGCAACAGCAGAAGGGGGUGUCCUUCCCUACUCAUCUGGGCAUCUCGGCCGAAUGCCAGGACCUGCUCAAGAGGCUCCUGGAACCAGACAUGAUUCUCCGGCCUUCAAUUGAAGAAGUUAGUUGGCAUCCAUGGCUAGCAAGCACUUCAUAAAAGCAAUGGCAAGUCCUCCCCAAUAAAGCAAGGGGAGAAAGCAAACCCAAAAACCCGCUUCUAAAA